AUGUCUUCCCCUCAGGAUCGCGUCCAGCAGUAUAUUGGACAGCUCGACAAAGAGCUGUCAAAAUACCCCGCUCUCAACAACAUCGAGAAGACCACUUCGGUUCCCAAGGCCUAUGCUGUCAUUGGCUUGGUGACGCUCUACUUCUUUUUGAUCGUAUUUAAUCUUGGUGGACAACUCCUGACGAACCUGGCCGGCUUCGUCAUCCCUGGGUACUAUUCUAUGGGCGCACUCUUCACCUCGUCCAAGAUCGACGAUACCCAGUGGCUUACAUACUGGGUUGUCUUUGCUCUUUUCACUGUCGUUGAGAGCCUUGUUAGCGUUGUCUAUUGGUUCCCGUUCUACUACACCUUCAAGUUUGUCUUCCUCCUGUGGCUCUCUCUGCCGGCUUUCAAGGGCGCCGAACUCAUCUUCCGGACCCUUCUGGCCCCCACUCUCGGCCGCCACUUCCAGACCUCGAGCUCGACUGCUAGCGGCCUCCGCGCAAAGGCCGAUGGUCUCCAUACCGAGUAA
Lasiosphaeria miniovina is the source of this 510-nucleotide messenger RNA. Its product is annotated as TB2/DP1, HVA22 family-domain-containing protein. The record is from RefSeq and is a predicted model, not a curated record. The coding region runs from base 1 to 510 and encodes 169 amino acids. The transcript has 5 exons. Lineage: Eukaryota; Fungi; Ascomycota; Sordariomycetes; Sordariales; Lasiosphaeriaceae.